GAGCUGAGCGCUUACCGCCGAGCCCGACCCGGAAAAUCACCCGGUCAGGUUGCGCACCCGACAACCCGGAUCUGCGUCUUCCUCUUCCCCUAUGCUGAGUGCUAACUAGAAACUGCUUGAGCGACAAGCAAGUUGGAUGUUCUGUUUCUCGCCGCGGUCGCAUCGUAUGCUGAGGAUUCGAGCUUCACGUUAGCUGGGAACCCGUUUGAUUGCCGAGAAACUUGCGGAGCAAGGAGCUGAAGAUUCUGACUAUCGUAUAAAGGUUCCGUCUUUCUACCUCCUCCGAGUUUCGUCUGACCGCAGAUGUCACCAGUGGUAGCGGAGUUUCUUCAAUAUCGCUUUCGUCCCGUUCUUGCGAGUGUUGUUAGGAUAUCUGUGCUUUAGCUCUUCCCGCAGCUCCUAGAACUGGGAUCCCAGUUGCUGAAAAUUUCGGACGAUGGCUAAGAUUGGCUUUCCCAGCUUAAAAUCCAUCUGCAAAUUCACUGUCCCUUGUUCGAAGUGGCUGUUAUGUAAAUCAGGCGCUGCAUGUUCAAAGUAUCCUACUCAAGUUCACGUAAGAGCAUCACGUCCAUCUCUUGAUGCCAUCCACUGCUCCAAAGAGUCAAGAUCUCUUAACUAUGCGAAAACGUAUCAGAGAAUGCUGGCUCCUGUAUCAAUCUCUGGUACUACCGGUUACCUGAGAAAACCCACCAAUGGAUUUUCUCCAAAACUAACCCGCACGUGCUGUGGAAGUAAUUUCUCCCCUUUUUUGGCAAGCCCCCUGUUGGAUUCUCGGUCAUUCACAUCGUAUUUAGGUGGCAAACGAGAUACAAGCGAGGAAUCUGAAGUAUCAGCUGUUUCUGGGGCGGGCGAAGCGGGUGAUGGGGACAACGUGGUUGUAUCAAGUGAGUGGUUCGAUAAGAUUAAAGAAGCUUGGCACGGCACCGUUGAUGUGGCUGGUCGCACAGGGGAAAAGGUUAAGGACGUGUCUGAUGAAUUGACUCCUUAUGUGCAGCAGGUGCUCGAUUCGCACCCCUACGUGAAGAAUGUUUUUAUGCCAAUUGGUCUUACUUUGACCGGUACUCUAUUGGCAUGGUUUGUGAUGCCUAGAAUAUUAAGGAGAUUUCACAAGUAUGCAACACAAGGUCAGGCUGCUUUGCUUUCGGGAACCCCUUUGGGAGAAGAAGUUCCUUAUGACAAAAGUGUCUGGGGGGCCCUAGAGGAUCCUUUGAGAUAUCUCGUCACCUUCAUGGCUUUUUGGCAGAUCACCAUGAUGGUUGCUCCUACAACUAUAGCAUCUCAAUACAUUGGGCAAGCAUGGAGGGGUGCAGUCAUUCUUUCAUUUGUAUGGUUCUUGCAUCGCUGGAAAACAAAUGUGUUCUCUCGUGCAUUAGCAGUCAAGAGUUUGGCAGGGCUUGAUCGAGAAAAAAUGCUUGCACUAGACCGACUUUCAUCUAUAGGGCUGUUUGUAAUUGGGUUGAUGGCUUUAGCAGAAGCAUGUGGGGUGGCUGUGCAAUCUAUAAUUACAGUUGGUGGUAUAGGAGGUGUUGCAACUGCUUUUGCUGCCAAAGAUAUACUUGGAAAUGUGCUCAGUGGCUUGUCUAUGCAGUUUUCGAAGCCCUUUUCACUUGGAGAUACAAUAAAAGCUGGAUCUAUAGAAGGUCAAGUUGUGGAGAUGGGGCUCACGACCACAUCGCUGCUUAAUGCCGAUAAAUUUCCUGUCAUUGUUCCAAAUUCUUUGUUUUCUAGCCAGGUGAUUGUAAAUAAGUCGCGUGCUGGAUGGCGUGCCAUAGUCACCAAAAUCCCUUUGCAAAGCGAUGAUCUGGAGAAGAUUCCGCUGAUAUCAAAUGACAUUAAGAAUAUGCUGAAAUCACAUCCAAAAGUUUUCUUGGGUAAAGAAAUUCCUUACUGUUUCCUGUCACAAGUGGAAAGCUCUCAUGUCGAAUUGACUCUGGGUUGUAAUCUCAAACAGAUGGGUAGAGAUGAGUUGUACACCACACAACAAGAUAUCCUUCUUCAGUCUAUCCAGAUAAUUAAGCGGCAUGGUGCUAGAUUAGGCAGCAGAAUGCAAGAAACAACUGGUCAAUGACAUAGUGAGGAGGAAUGCGAGUUUCCAUUUGGAGCUUUGUCUUGCUGACAGUUCACCUUGCUGCAAGGACCAUGUAAAGAUCGGAAGCGUGAUUUCUUUUGUGCUCUUUUGCUGCUGGUUCAAGUCACCACCAUCUAAUGUCGCACUUAUUCGUGGUCCGGAAGCUCUACCUUCACCUACCAUUUCUAAGUAUAUGAGCCUGGUUUCCUUUUUAUGUGGAUUUUGUUGGAAGCUUUGACAGGAACAGGGGAACUUGAGAACUCGGACUCUGGUACGGUGCUCUUUGGGGAAGUUGUUCAUAUGCAUGUACAAAGAAUGAUUGACGACAUCCCGCGGAUAGUGUCAUCUCAUGCGGCUUUUUCUGUUUCUGUUCAUUUGAGAGGCCGUGCGAAAGCCCCAAAUCGUCAGACUAGCGUGAGGUUUGAAAUUGUUAUGGUAGUA
Molecule: messenger RNA, 2509 nt
Organism: Rhodamnia argentea
Lineage: Eukaryota; Viridiplantae; Streptophyta; Magnoliopsida; Myrtales; Myrtaceae
Product: mechanosensitive ion channel protein 1, mitochondrial
Exons: 7
Coding region: 437-2068 (543 amino acids)
Biological process (GO): transmembrane transport
Cellular component (GO): membrane
Source: RefSeq, a predicted model, not a curated record